AUGGGGCUGGCUGUCCCUGACUUGCAGGGUGGGGCAGCACUGUCCCCUGCAGAGCAACGGGUCCUAGAGCGGAAGCUGAAGAAGGAACGGAAGAAGGAGGAGAAGCAGCGACUGCGGGAGGCAGGGGCCCAGCCCACCCCACAGAACUCAGCCAAGGCUGCCCCUGCGCCUGCACCCUCAGGGGCUGCACUGGCCCUAGACUACCUCUGUGGCUGGGCCCAGAAACACCAGGACUGGAAGUUCCAGAAGACACGGCAGACCUGGCUCUUGGUCCACAUGUAUGACAACGACAAGGUUCCCGACGAGCUCUUUCCUACUCUGCUGGCCUACCUGGAGGGGCUAAAAGGCCGGGCCCGCGAGCUGACUGUCCAGAAGGCCGAGGCCCGCAUGCAGGCACUGGAUACAGCCGGAGAUGACAGCCCAGAGCCCCACCUGCUAGGCCAGGCCCAGCGUCUCCGCCAGGUACUGCAGUUGCUCUCCUAG
This is a messenger RNA of Chrysochloris asiatica (Cape golden mole), 483 nucleotides long. RefSeq names its product chromosome unknown open reading frame, human C7orf50 (gene CHLSN). The coding region runs from base 1 to 483 and encodes 160 amino acids. The transcript is spliced from 3 exons. The record is from RefSeq and is a predicted model, not a curated record. Lineage: Eukaryota; Metazoa; Chordata; Mammalia; Afrosoricida; Chrysochloridae.